AACAGACCACAAGAUAUGACCACAGAAACCAUGCAGACGCCAGAUGAUGGAUAUGAUUUUGGUGGAUUUUUUAAUACUGAUUCCAGUACGAAAGACUACACGUAUGUCCAGGAAGACGAAGUUUUUUUAUGUGAAAAAACUGAAGUGAAUAAAUUCGGUGCAGGGGUUCUCCCAACGUUUUACUGCAUAAAUUUCAUCCUAAGCUUGAUUGGAAACGGACUGGUGCUGUGCAUCAUCUACAAGUAUGAAAAGCUAAGCACGGUCACCAACAUAUUCCUGCUCAACCUGGUCAUCUCGGACCUGCUCUUCGCCUUCAGUUUGCCAUUUUGGGCCGUGUACCACCACUCCGAAUGGAUCUUCGGCAGUGCCCUCUGCAAGCUGGUGGGAAGUUUGUAUUCCAUCGGCUUCAACAGCUCCGUCCUCUUCCUCACGCUCAUGACCUUCGACCGCUACCUCGCCGUGGUCCAUGCCAUCACUGCAACCCGGAGCAGGAAGUCCAUGUAUGCGUUCGCAUCCUCAGCUAUAAUCUGGUUUAUCAGUAUAUUGGCGAGCGUAAAAGAUAUGGUUUUUUUCGACGUGCAGCCUGGCAACAAUAGCGGGAUGCUGUGUGAAAUGACCGGUUACGACCACACGAUCAUGAAAAAGUGGCAGCUGAUCGGCCACUAUCAGCAGUUCCUGGUUUUCUUCACGGUGCCUCUGGCUAUGGUCCUGUACUGCUACAUUCGCAUCAGCAUCAGGAUCAUGUCCACUCGCAUGAGAGAAAAGUGCAGGGCUGUCAAACUCAUCUUUAUCAUCGUUUUAAUCUUCUGUGUCUGCUGGACGCCGUACAACGUGGUCAUCCUGCUGCAAGCCAUCGAAAUGUCCAAUGGAGACCCAAAGCAAUGCUCGGACACGCUUGACUAUGCCCUGUACAUGUCACGAAAUUUUGCCUACUUGUACUGCUGCAUCAGUCCUGUCUUCUAUACUUUCUUGGGGAAGAAAUUUCAAACCCACUUUCUGAAACUUUUGGCCAAGCGUAUACCUUGUCUGAACAUAACCAUCAUGACACCAACACAAAGCAGUAAAACCACAUCAUUCAGAACCCCGAACACAGGUGACUGAACACUGAAUAUUAAGUACAUGCAUGGGACUCUGUUCUUGUUUGAUGACUUUUGAAUGAAUUUGUCAUUCAGAAAAUGAAAAAGGGAACAGAUAGGGUUAUGAAGAAAGACUUAAGAAACUGAAUGUUGUCUGUACAUAAUUCAUUACUCAUUUAACAGGCAGUUUAUGUGUAUUAUCGUGCAAUUUCUAAGAAUGUAUUAUGCGCUCAAGAGUCAGAUUUAUCUACAUUGUAAAAAGCGAAAAGUUGGGUCAACUUAAAAAUUACUUUAAUUAGUAACACAAUUUUUUGUAAGUAAAACAAACUAGAUUUUUUUUUCAUUUUACCAACUGAAGUAAUUUUUUAAGUUGAUCCAACUAAUUUACAUUAAAAGGAUGUAAAUAUUCAUUUGCACAUUUUCUGUUGUCUGUACCAGUGUCAUCAAUCCUAUACAUUUUUAAACAUUUUUUUACCACUUUUAAUGUAAGAUUGUUAUUGCAACAUAUUAUGCAUUGUGUAACCCAGGGCUCUCCAACUUUUUUGUGAUCAAGGGCUACCACAAUGGAUAAAACAAAAUUUGGUGGGCUACUUUUUUGAUAUAGUCUACUCAAAGCUUUUUUGUUUUAUUUGUUGAUUUUAUUUUAUUUUACUUCUUUGUUUAAAAUGUUAACAUACAUAAAAGAAGCCAAGCUUAUAUAAAAAUGGUAAUAAAUAAAUAUUAAAAUUAAAUCUAUUUGCAGAAUGUGCUUUGUAUGCCAACUCACAGACCAGGUGCCCACGGGCACCAUGCAUGUUGAGGACCACUGGUCUAACCCUUGCCUAUAAGUUACUGUUACUGCACUGAAAAAAAAUUUAACUGUGUAAUUAAUUUAUAGACAUCAGUUUAACAUGCAUGAAAUUAACAUGUAACCUCUUUUUUACCUUUACAGGCAUAUAAAACAUAAUACAACCUUGUACCUUUUUGGGUAGAUUACUGUACCUUAAAUGGAUAGUUCACCCAAAAAUAAAAUGCUGUCAUCAUUUACUGAUCCUCAUGUUGUUUUAAAUCUGUAGGAGUUUCUGAUGAACACACAAGAAGAUAUUUUGAUAAAUGAUGGUUAGCGCUCAGUUGACUGUACUCAUCGACUGCUAGGAAAAACAAAU
Paramisgurnus dabryanus is the source of this 2221-nucleotide messenger RNA. It is a transcript of the gene ccr12a, whose product is annotated as chemokine (C-C motif) receptor 12a. Gene Ontology annotation, cellular component: membrane; external side of plasma membrane. Gene Ontology annotation, molecular function: C-C chemokine binding; C-C chemokine receptor activity. Lineage: Eukaryota; Metazoa; Chordata; Actinopteri; Cypriniformes; Cobitidae. The record is from RefSeq and is a predicted model, not a curated record. Gene Ontology annotation, biological process: G protein-coupled receptor signaling pathway; immune response; cell chemotaxis.